UUAACAACAUCAAUUAUGAAAUUUCAUAUAUAUUGUUGGAUCCCAAUUGAAAUGGGAAAAUCUGAAUAAUUUGGUAAUAACAAUUAGAUUCUGAAACAGGCUGAAUUAUAGGGAAAAUGAAAAUAACUUAAUGCCUUCCAACAAAGAUUGAACCUCUCCUCUAUAUUGUAAUGGAAUUUUCUUUUCUUCUAAUUUUUCUUUUCUCUUGAUUUCUUGUAAAUUGGAUGGGAUGCCAAUUAUGAACAUUAGGUUAUCAGCCUGCAUUUUGUCAGGCAAGUAAAAGAUAAAAUAGAUUUGCACAAAUAAUAUCUGCUAGCAUUUGCUGGGGACAUGGUCCUUGCUUCAGCAUAUGCCCAUGAGCUGCCUCGCUAUGGGCUCGAAGUAGGUCUCACAAAUUAUGCUGCAGCUUACUGUACCGGAUUGCUCUUGGCCUGCCGUGUCUUGAAAAUUCUCGAGAUGGAGGAUGAGUAUGAGGGCAAUGUGGAGGGAGCAUUGGAUGGCGGGUUGGAUAUCCCUCACAGUGAUAAGAGAUUUUCUGGUUUCUCGAAGGACUCUAAGCAGCUGGAUGCUGAGGUUCACCGCAAGCAUAUUUAUGGUGGGCAUGUCGCUGCAUAUAUGAAGAUUUUGAUGGAAGAUGAACCAGAGAAGUAUCAGUCUCAUUUUGUUGAGUAUAUCAAGAGAGGAAUUGAGCCUGAUGGCAUUGAGGAGCUGCACAAGAAAGUUCAUGCUGCCAUCCGCAGAGACCCCACUCAAAUGAAGUCUGAGAAGGAGCCACAUAAGCAGCACAAAAGAGGUACAACUUGAAGAAGCUGACAUGUGAUGAAAGGAAAGCUAGCUUGAUUGAACGACUGAAUGCCCUCAAUGCAGCAGCAGGAGCUGAUGAGGAGAUGGAUGAUGAAGAUGAUGAAUGAAUGUAGUAUAGUACCUUUGCCUUUGGGGGCUUGGAAUUUGAGUCAAAUAUUAGAUGUUCUUAGUGCACAAUGAUGCUGCUCUGCAGUUUAGUUUCAAACCUAUUAAAUUUUGUUUGUGUUUCUUUGGGUGAAAUUUUGUAGCUUGGAUAUUUUUAUUUGAAGAUGGCAAUUAGACACUUUUUGAAUGUUAUGAAAUGCAUUAUUAUUUCUGA
This is a messenger RNA of Camellia sinensis, 1123 nucleotides long. RefSeq names its product large ribosomal subunit protein uL18-like. NCBI's taxonomy places the organism in Eukaryota, Viridiplantae, Streptophyta, Magnoliopsida, Ericales, Theaceae. Gene Ontology annotation, cellular component: cytosolic large ribosomal subunit; ribosome. The record is from RefSeq and is a predicted model, not a curated record. Gene Ontology annotation, biological process: translation; ribosomal large subunit assembly. Gene Ontology annotation, molecular function: 5S rRNA binding; structural constituent of ribosome.